AUGCCAACCAGAUUAACCAAAACUAGAAAGCACAGAGGUCACGUCUCAGCCGGUAAAGGUCGUGUCGGUAAGCACAGAAAGCAUCCCGGUGGUAGAGGUAUGGCCGGUGGUUUUCACCACCACAGAACCAACUUGGAUAAAUACCAUCCAGGUUACUUCGGUAAGGUCGGUAUGAGAUACUUCCACAAGCAACAAGCUCACUUCUGGAAGCCAGUUUUGAACUUGGACAAAUUGUGGACCUUGAUUCCAGAAGACAAGAGAGAUGAAUACUUGAAGUCUUCCUCCAAGUCUGCUGCACCAGUCAUUGACACUUUGGCUGCUGGUUACGGUAAGAUUUUGGGUAAGGGUAGACUUCCAUCCGUUCCUGUCAUUGUCAAGGCUAGAUUUGUUUCUAAAUUAGCUGAAGAAAAAAUCAGAGCUGCUGGUGGUGUUGUCGAAUUAAUCGCUUAA
Molecule: messenger RNA, 450 nt
Organism: Zygotorulaspora mrakii
Lineage: Eukaryota; Fungi; Ascomycota; Saccharomycetes; Saccharomycetales; Saccharomycetaceae
Gene: RPL28
Product: 60S ribosomal protein uL15
Exons: 2
Coding region: 1-450 (149 amino acids)
Biological process (GO): translation
Cellular component (GO): ribosome; cytosolic large ribosomal subunit
Molecular function (GO): structural constituent of ribosome
Source: RefSeq, a predicted model, not a curated record